This is a messenger RNA of Meira miltonrushii, 1918 nucleotides long. RefSeq names its product Pkinase-domain-containing protein. The transcript has a single exon. Gene Ontology annotation, molecular function: ATP binding; protein serine/threonine kinase activity. Gene Ontology annotation, biological process: protein phosphorylation; intracellular signal transduction. NCBI's taxonomy places the organism in Eukaryota, Fungi, Basidiomycota, Exobasidiomycetes, Exobasidiales, Brachybasidiaceae. The coding region runs from base 49 to 1830 and encodes 593 amino acids. The record is from RefSeq and is a predicted model, not a curated record.
UGCUCAGCAAAAAGAUCUUGAUUCCUUUUCUCCAUCUUCAAAGACAAGAUGAUUCUUCCAACAUCUUCAACUGGUAAAUCAUAUCCUGACAUCAAAGGAUAUCGCAUAGUUCAGCAAAUUGGAGGCGGUGGAUUCUCAAGAGUAUUCCGUGCCAUCAACCCAAAAGCAUCUGUUCACAAAGUAGCAGCGGUAAAGGUGGUAUCCUAUGCAAAACCAUCCUCUGCUGCAUCUCGUCAAAUUCAUCCUCCAGACCGUCAAGCAUUAAAAAAGGAAGUACAGAUACAUAAAGUCCUCAAGCAUCAACAUGUGUUAGAGUUCUUAGAAGCAGAAGAGUACCUCAAGGAAACUUCAUCAAAUCAUGUUCCAGGUUUGUACAUGGUUCUCGAAUAUGGCGCUGGUGGUGACCUGUUCGACAAGAUUGCUCCUGAUGUAGGUGUGAUGGAAGACUUGGCUCAUGUCUACUUCGUCCAGUUGAUGGGUGCAUUGGAAUAUAUCCACUCGCAAGGUGUGGCACAUCGUGAUAUCAAACCGGAAAACCUCUUAUUGGACGCAAAUGGAUUACUCAAAUUGGCCGAUUUUGGAUUGUGUAGUGUGUACAGGUACAAAGGAAAAGAGAGAGAAAUGAAAGGAGCUUGUGGCAGCUUGCCAUACAUUGCACCAGAGAUGAAUGGUCAACCAUAUCGAGGAGAGCCAGCAGAUGUUUGGAGCACAGGUGUGGUGUUAUUCGCUCUUCUUGUUGGAAAUACGCCUUGGGAUGAGCCAACGAGGCGAAGUGAGGAAUUCAUGGCGUACUUUAAUGGUCAAACAUACUAUCCUUGGACAAAGAUUGAAUCAGACGCUCUAUCUCUGCUGCAUGGAAUGCUUUGCGUUUAUCCACAGAAACGACUUUCGAUUGCUGAUAUCAAAAAGCACAAAUGGUAUCUUCGCGACAAUCCUUUUGUGCCAAGAGGUCAAGAUCCGGAUCCUGCAAGCUUGGCAGAAGGGUUAUUGCAGGGCUUGAUCGUUUCUGGCGAUCUUACAUAUCAAUUGCAUACAGACGGAAAGCGUGCCAAUGUCCCUGAUCACAUCUCUUUAACUCAACCAGAAGCAUUCGGAGCAGGAUUGGCAUUUGACUCUGCUCGUUUGCCGCCUUCAUCUGCUGUGCCUGCUCUUAAGACAUCAGAUCCCAUCAAGAUCGCAAUGUCUCAACAAAUCAGCGCACGUCGUAACAAUGUUCCUUCUGCAAGUAUUGAUGGACUGGGCAUGGCAGCAGGUGCGGCGUCUAGUCAAUUCACCCAAGCCAUGAAUCAUAUGACCCAAUGGUCAAGUCUUGCAGGCGGUGUGGCUCGGUUUUCUCCGCAUCUUACCCGUGCAUUCUGUAGUGGCUCGGCAGAUGUGGUGGCAAGGCAAAUCAUCGACCUUUUGGGCAACAUGUCCAUUACUCACAACGUUCGUCCAACGCGCUCAGAUCAAGAUGACGAUUUCUUUACAAACGAUGACCCAGCCAGUUCUCCCAUCGAUUCAAGCACGAUCGGAGAUGAUGCAAUGGACUUGGAUAUGGUUAGUGUGUAUGACGAAGAUCCAACUAUAACAAGAAGAGGCACAGCAAAGAAGAAUCUGACGAACGGUUGCACGAUUCGGGUUACAACAACGGAUAAUCGUAAAUGUGCCUUACGCGGAGAAAUUAUCAUCAAUCCUCUGUCGUCCAAUGCCCAACCUGGCAACAAUGCAAAGCAAGCAAAGACGUAUAUUUUGAUGCGAAAGAGCAAAGGAGACCCAUUGGAAUGGAGACGGCUCUUCCGUGCUCUUGUAACGGAUGAGAAAGUCAGGCCGAUGAUCGUUGCUGAUUGAGUUAUAAAAUUGAUAAUUAUAGUAAAAGAACAUCUUUCCUUUGUUGCAUUAUAUUUGUACAUUUUUAUCUCAUCGCAAUUCAACCUUU